CGCAACUCAACCCUGGCAUUUGCCUACGCUAAGACCCAGGUGCUUUCAAGCACAACAAUGACGACGUAUCGUUAGGUAUCUCAAUAAAAUCACUCUAUCUCUCUCGUCCGAAAUAAAAUGUCUCAUCCAAAUCGUCAAGACCUAUUGACUGCAGCUAAGCAGUUUUGCGAGGCCUUUGCAAACCAGAAACCUUCAGCUGAGAUCCUGUCUCAUUUCUCCUCUUCCGGAAAUGUCCUGGCUUUCGAACAUGGCCUGCCAGGAUUGGCUCCGUUCUUAGGACGAGAGUUUCGUGGUCAGUCCGGCCUUCAGGAGUACUUCAACAUCCUGUCUUCUCUUCUGUCGUAUGAAAAUAUGCGGUUUGGCAAUUAUCUGGUUGAUGUUGAGACGUCGAAGGUGUCGGUUCGAGGAGAAGCUCGUUUCACGUGGACGAGUACAGGUCAAGCGUGGGAUGAGGUUUUUACAUAUGUGCUUGAAUUCGAUCAAGAGAACAAGGUCAAGGUCUACGAGAUUUGGGCAGAUUCUGGUGCUGCUUACUUGGCUAGUAAGGGUCAGUUGAAGGGUUGAUCAAUUUCAUUUACGGCCAAUCGGACGUUUCAUUUCAAUUGUAGUCAUAUCUCAUGUAUUCAUAAGCGAUUGCUAGAUACCUAAUCACCUAAGCCGCGAGUCCAAAACGAA
Exophiala mesophila is the source of this 675-nucleotide messenger RNA. RefSeq lists its product as uncharacterized. The record is from RefSeq and is a predicted model, not a curated record. Lineage: Eukaryota; Fungi; Ascomycota; Eurotiomycetes; Chaetothyriales; Herpotrichiellaceae. Bases 118 to 564 code for a protein of 148 amino acids. The transcript has a single exon.